Acipenser ruthenus (sterlet) is the source of this 5559-nucleotide messenger RNA. RefSeq names its product phosphatidylinositol transfer protein alpha isoform. Lineage: Eukaryota; Metazoa; Chordata; Actinopteri; Acipenseriformes; Acipenseridae. Bases 168 to 980 code for a protein of 270 amino acids. Gene Ontology annotation, biological process: phospholipid transport. The record is from RefSeq and is a predicted model, not a curated record. Gene Ontology annotation, cellular component: cytoplasm. Gene Ontology annotation, molecular function: phosphatidylinositol binding; phosphatidylcholine binding; phosphatidylcholine intramembrane carrier activity. The transcript is spliced from 12 exons.
AAGUAAUUUGAGAAAAAAGGGAGAAUCGGAGAGCAAGAAAGAGGAGAGAGAGAGAGAGAGAGAGAGAGAGAGAGAGAGAGAGAGAGAGAGAGAGAGAGAGAGAGCAACAUCUGCUGGGAUUUUAUAGCUAUAUUUAUAUACUGCAAAUAGAGACUGUCUGCAGAAAUAUGCUCAUCAAAGAGUUCCGAGUGAUCCUGCCGAUUUCCGUGGAGGAGUACCAGGUGGGCCAGCUGUACUCCGUGGCCGAGGCGAGUAAAAACGAGACGGGAGGCGGAGAGGGCGUGGAGGUGCUGAAGAACGAGCCCUACGAGAAUAACGGAGAGAAAGGACAGUACACACACAAGAUCUACCAUCUCCAGAGCAAAGUCCCGGCCACCGUGCGAAUGCUGGCUCCAGCGGGGGCGCUGAAUAUCCACGAGAAGGCCUGGAACGCAUACCCCUACUGCAGGACCAUUAUCACGAACGAAUACAUGAAGGAUGACUUUCUGAUUAAAAUCGAAACCUGGCACAAACCAGACCUCGGAAAGCAGGAAAACGUCCACGGGCUGGACCCAGACACCUGGAAGAACGUGGAGGUGGUCUACAUCGACAUUGCAGAUCGAUCCCUGGUGCACCAAAGGGAUUACAAACCCGAUGAAGAUCCGUCAAAAUUCAAGUCUGCGAAAACAGGCCGUGGUCCGCUGGGCCCUGAUUGGAAGAAAGAGCUCUCCCAGAAGACAGACUGCCCCCACAUGUGCGCCUACAAGCUGGUAACAAUCAAGUUCAAGUGGUGGGGCCUCCAGAACAAAGUGGAGAACUUCAUACAGAAGCAAGAGAGACGUCUCUUCACGAAUUUCCACCGGCAGCUGUUCUGCUGGAUCGACAAGUGGAUUGAGCUGACCAUGGAGGACAUUCGCCGCAUGGAGGACGAGACCAAGAAAGAGCUGGACGAGAUGAGAGUGAAGGAUCCAGUAAAAGGCAUGACUGCGACAGAAGACUGAGGCGAGGGGCUGUCUGCACUAUCUGUAUAAAGACCAUGUCCAGGACACCAGCGUUGUCGCCCUAUCGAUUUUUUAUUUUUUAAUGGCACAGCUUGUGGGUAGCCACUCUCUCUCUCUCCACAAUGUGGCAACGAUAAUUUCAAAAUCAACAACCCGACAAACUAACUGCUCUAUUGUGGUGACCAGAGAGCUGUUUAAAAAAACUGAAAAAAUAUAUAAGCACUACAUUUUAGCAUAUAUAUAUAUAUAUAUAUAUAUAUAUAUAUAUAUAUAUAUAUAUAUAUAAUAUUAUUAACAAACUAUUAUUAUGAGAGACAGAUAUAUAUAUAUUAGAGGCAGAUAUAUAUUGAUUUUGAUGUAAUAAUUGAUGUUCAUUCAUAUUCCUGUGUGUUAUUAGGACCAGGCUGAAUCUGUUUUAUUUGAUCGUAUUGUGCACUGUUUUUCUGUGUUUAGUUUUAUUCUAGAUCAUUGCUUGUUGAAGAGUAAUAGCGCUAUGGUGACGUUGUGAAGUGUUUUUGUCGUUUCUUCUUCAAUCAGGGAUAAACGGGUCUGUUACGCUUGCGUUUCAUGUGCUCCCCUCGGAGACCCACACAUUAGCGACAGGGAAAAGCGACAGUGAUCCCGUUUCUGUCCAGUUGAAUAGUGACAUGUUUUUUUAUCGCAGUCAAUGGCAGCACCCAGUGAAGACACAUUAUUUUGAAACCCUUUGAAUCUUUAAACAGAAUCAAGUACAGCCUGGAUGCAUUGAUAUCCUGUAUGUAUGCAUGCCUAAGUAUAUAUAUAUAUAUAUAUAUAUAUAUAUAUAUAUAUAUAUAUAUAUAUAUAUAUAUAUAUAUAUAUAUAUGCUUACAUACAUGUAGGUAUGGAGGUAACAUAUUAACACGCGCCCAAAUAAUUCACAUGACUAUUUCAAAUGUAGGGCUUUCAAAUCAAAUUGUGGGCAUUUCAGAUCUUGCCAGUGGGUUACGAAAAAAAGCACUGUGAGGUUGUGAGGUGGGCUGAGAGAAUUACUCCGAGUCAGGCUCUCGAGAGGCGAUUUAAUAAAGAAACAUUGAAAGCAAUUAAACACCCCGAGGAAUCAGAGCGGAAGAACCCAGGGAUCUAGAUCUGGAGAUCUGGAUUCCAGUUUACACCUCCUGACCAGGACUCGCUUUAUCGUCACAGCAUUGAAACCACACGGGCAAGACAGGGGGGGUGGUGUAGGUGGUGGGUAUUGAUUUCUGUUGUAUUCGAUUGCUUGAGUGUUGGGAGUACAGUUUGUAAAUAUUUGACAGGAGCAAUGAGUAAAGCCAGUGUGCUGUAAUGACGCAUCCUUGACAUCAAUACCUCCGUGCUGUCCGCGUUAUUGGUAAAGCAGUCGGGUCCAGUUAAGACAAUCCGAGUGAGUGCCGCUGCAGUUCCUCUUGCAUGCACAGUAGGGGGCGCUCUAACGCCUUCUCAGUGCAGGCGUCUUUCACAAGCACCAAAAUGAAGCACAAAAACGCAAUAAAUGUGGCUCCUCGGCUCUGUGCCUGGAGCUAAUCUAUUAUCGGCAUGCCAGCAGCCUGUAUUGAUGAACAAGAAUUGAUAAAAAUCAUCAGCAGUAAAAUAUAAGUACAGUUUUUGGGUGAUCCUAGUAUCCGGUGACUCUCUUAAAUGUUCUUGAUUGACUGGCAGGCAAACGGACUGCAUGCAUUUUGUUUUACCCAAACGAUGUUCCAGUAUUUUCAAUUCCUCUUUGAGGGGAGCCCAUACAAGCUGUGAAUACUGCGUGUGACACAGCCUGGUGCACUUUAUUUUUCCGUCCUGUCACUGAUGUUUAGAGAUGUACAGGACACAUAGACAUCGUUCAGUCUGGGCAUAGAUCCAUGCUUUCAUUUGCCUCGCUGAUGCUGUUCUGAAUAUUAACCUCCAGAACACAGAGGAUCUGCUUACUGUGGCCCAGACGUAGAAGAAGUUCUGUGUUGUGUUUCUGGUUUUAGUUGUGUCGUUUACCAGCAGUAGGGUUUUUAUAGGAUUGCUUUAGGUUUGAUAUCAUGUCUCCCUCCCUCUCACAGGACUGGAGGAAAUCCUCUCCUCCAGCACCUUGUUCUGUGCAGCACAGUAACAAAUCAACUGUCCUGACCCUGCUGCGAAGUGAGCAGACUUACUGCUCUGUGGUUCUUGAGCUGAUGCUGGAGGGGAAGCUGUUGUGCUUUAGCUCUGUGCAGAGUAGCAGGCAGCUGAUUUAUUUUAAUAACAUGUUUACAGAGGAGGAUGCAGGUGCAAGACUUGUGAGCCUCUCUCUCCUCAAGAGAAUCUCCUGUAAUGUUAGUAGAGACUGAAGCUGUGCAGAGCGGUCUGAAACACAUCGCGUGCCUCUUCCAGCCUGAGAUUGAUCAGCUGCACACGUAGGGCUGCUUUUGGGAGAUGCUUCGAAAGGAAGGCUUAGAAGAAAGGGUAGUGCCGUCCUGCUGAAUUGAACCAGAGUCUUUUUUACUGUGGGGGGUGAGGGGUCCAGAGACCCUGCAAUUAACGUGGUCUAAUGUGAACCCACAAAAAUGAGCGUUUAAAAAAAAACAAAAACAAAAAAAACUUCAGCAAAACAUUUGAAGUCUGGACGUCAUUUUUCUGAACUGAAAACAAUAAAAGCGAGUAAAACUACUCUUAGGUUUGGAAAGCAAGCCCUGUGUCCCAGCCUUCUGCAACCUGUAAAAAAACAAAUUAAUAAUCUGUUUUAAAACAAUCAUGCUGUGGAGUCUUAGAGAGGAAUCAAGUAGACAGCUUGCAUGCAUAAGAGACGAGUUCUUAGAGAAAAGAAAAAAAACGCACAAAAGUCCCUUGUGUUGCUCUUGCAGAAAUCAUGACCUAAUCCAUCUCAAGCUAGUUUACACUGUGAUCCGGGUCCUGUUGAUAGGGUAUGGUGAAAGUCGACAUUCCUCAUGGAAUUUGGCAGAAUCGUAUUUAAGGUUCUUAUAAGAUUAUGGUUACAGCAUUCGAGGUGCCCCAGUAAUUCUGUAGGAUUGUUUCAGUCUAGCUGAUAAAAGAUUUAGCCGUCUUGCAAACGGAUGCUUAUAACCAAGCAACUUGAGCCUUUCUUCAAAGAUCAUAAUGAGGGUUUUUUUUAGCACUUGAAGAAACAUAACAUAACAUGUUCACAGCGGUCUGUCCUUUUAAGUUCUCAUCAGAUCCUGUAAAGAUCCUGUGCAGAUGUUCUUAAGUGUUUGUAGAAUGGAAGCACAGUGCUACUCUUUGAUCUGUCUGCACUGAGUUUACUAGCUCUUUGGUGGGACCAGUGGAGCCAGGCUUAGGAAGGAGGAAGGGGCAUAGUGUAGUUUACAAAAAAACUUUUUUCUGACGAUUACCCCCUUACCCUCUCCUGCCUUUUUUUCACCUGCUUAAGGUGUGGGUGCUAGUUUUACAUCUCAUCAGAAGCAGUCCAAAACGAUUUCACACAAAAUAGGUUUGAUUCCCCAGAAAUAAGGCUCCCAUUGCAUAGCAGCCUGAUCCAUUCACCAUGAGUUUAAUCAGACACACCUGUGCUUGUUUAGCUAUACACCGUGGGCUGGUCAAGCUCAUAGUAAAACCUGGACUGGAUGAAACUGCUGUGCAAUAGGAGUCUUCUUGCCAUCCCUGUAUCCUACUGAUCUCUAUACCACCACUGACGUGUUUACAAUGUGUGUACCAAGAUGAAAUCAAACCUCUGACAUUCCCUUUGCGUCUGUCGUGCAUUUUUUGUCAGUGCUGCAGAGAGAUCCUGUUCAGUGCUUUGAAAGCAUGGCAGUAUUUGGAUCAGAGAUCGUGAUCAAUCGACCAGAACACAGUUUGUGUUCAAUAGCACCACGUGAACCGUUCUCGGGUCACGCUAUCACUUUUUAAGGGUUUGAGUUUCUUCUUAAUCAAAUGCAUUCCUGUGUCUGUUUUGUAACUUGUUAUUCUCUGUGUGACGAGCUCAAUGUUAUUUAGAGUGUUGUAAUCACAGUCUCUGUUUCUGUAAUUAUAUGAUCCAUAUAAAAAAUCUUAAAACAAAGUAUAUGUACUGUAUAUAAUAUUAUAUAUGUCAGAAAUCCCCUUCCAAUGCACUCUGAUCUAUUUAAGUCACUUCAGUUAGUAGAUUGUGUAGAAAUGUAUUCAAGUUUCUUGGUCUGAAGAUUCCAAUCCAGCUUUUUUGUCAGGAUGGUGUGCGUGUGUAUAUAUUUACAUAUCGUUUGUUCUGUUUGUUUACAUUCUGUAAGACUCUAGAACCGCUCGUUACAGAAUUCGUUACAGAAUUAUUAAUAUGUCCUUUAUUUUGAUGUUUUGUUUUGGUUUUUCCCUUGAUUCAGAUCUGGCUCUUCUAGCACAGCAAAACGUGAAAGGAAUAUGAGCCUUAAUAAUAAUAAAUAUAAUUAUAAUCGUACUAACUGACCAGUGGCUCGUGGAUCCAGAGGCUGGACUGCACUGAUUACAAGGUGGAACUGUUCAAGAGGCUGCUCUGUGUUACUCUGAACUGUGCAGGAGGAUUUUAAUAGAAGCUGUCUUUUUUUUCUCUUUUUCUUUUAAAGUGAGUUUGUGCCUUUUUGUCAUCUAAUCUUCCAAUACAGGAAUAUUGGAAUAAAGCAAAUAAAACUCUACACUAACA